Messenger RNA from Lineus longissimus, 1555 nucleotides. RefSeq names its product isopentenyl-diphosphate Delta-isomerase 1-like. The transcript has 6 exons. Gene Ontology annotation, molecular function: isopentenyl-diphosphate delta-isomerase activity. Gene Ontology annotation, cellular component: cytoplasm. Bases 102 to 929 code for a protein of 275 amino acids. Gene Ontology annotation, biological process: isopentenyl diphosphate biosynthetic process; isoprenoid biosynthetic process. NCBI's taxonomy places the organism in Eukaryota, Metazoa, Nemertea, Pilidiophora, Heteronemertea, Lineidae. The record is from RefSeq and is a predicted model, not a curated record.
UGGAAAUCGGAGAUAUAAUAAAACGCUUAGAUGAACUAUGGUCCGAUUUUAUGAGGUGAUCGUUAUGUAAAUAUAUCGAUUACAAGUCGAACCGCGAAGAUAUGUUUGCGCCUGUCUGGUCAAAGGUUUGUCAGAACAUACCACUCAAGAGGUCUGCUCGACUGUCUCUGAUUUCAAUCGCAUGCCUUCGAAAUUGCACGAUUAAACGAACACUGAACACAAUGAUGGAAAACAAAGCUGAAGCGAUGCUGGCCAGACUGGAUGAAACACAGGUCCAGCUGCUAAAGGAAAACUGCAUCUUAGUUGAUGAAUCUGAUAAGGCUAUUGGAUCAGCAACAAAGAAGGACUGUCACUUAUUAUCAAAUAUAGAUAAAGGGAUGCUUCACAGAGCGUUUAGCGUUUUCUUAUUCAACGAAAAAAAUGAGUUGCUCCUACAACAAAGGUCAGAUGCCAAAAUCACAUUCCCAGGACAUUUCACGAAUACAUGUUGCAGUCAUCCAUUGAAUUAUGAUUCCGAGUUGGAGGAGGAAAAUGCUGUCGGGGUAAAGAGAGCUGCACAGCGGAAACUUGGACAUGAACUAGGAAUAACACCAUUUGAGGUUCCCGUUGAAAAUUUCCAUUACCUCACUCGAAUUCAUUACAAGGCUGACAAUGUCCCAGCGGAUGGUACGUUUGGCGAACAUGAAGUAGACUAUAUCCUCUUCAUAAAAGGAGAUGUGAGUGUCGUACCAAAUGAAAACGAGGUCAAGAGUCACCGAUACGUCAGUAAAGAAGAGUUAGCACAAUUCAUUGAAACAUCACAAGAGACAAACACGCUUAUUACGCCGUGGUUUCAGCUCAUCGUCGACAAAUUCUUGUAUAACUGGUGGGAUAGCCUCGAUAGUCUGGAGGCCUUAGAGGACCACAAAACGAUACACAGGAUGUUAUGAGACAGGCUACUGGACAAUACAAACUCGCCCAAAAAGUGGAUCAAUUAAUUUUGCUCAGUACCUUAUACAUGUAUAAAAAAACAUUUUCACCUGAUGGUGGCCAAAUGAUGACUCGUGAGUAAAUUGCUGAAACAAAGUCAGAUUCCGGCUCAUACGAAACAUGUAGUCCAUCCAUAAGUGUUAUGUAUACUAUAAUAUGGAUGAGUUUCUAUUUUGUAAACUGAUUUUCUUCUGUCAGUGUCAGAAUCAUAGUAGGUUUUCUAGUCAACUCCAAUCAAUUUAGAUGUGAAGUUCAUAUUAAUGAAUAUUUAUGAUGCUCUUAAUGAAAUAAAUAGACGUCAUUUUGGACUAAUUUUGUUUUGUUGGUGUAACUAAGAAAUCAAGUGAUGAAAGGUCUGUUCUCUGUUUUCCAGAGAACAGACCCCAGCCCCAUCCACUACGUUCUGCAGGAGUUCUAAUUGCUUUAUGAUUUCAAAUUCUAGCCACUACGUUUUGCAGGAGUUCUAAUUGCUUUAUGAUUUCAAAUUCUAGCCACUACGUUUUGCAGGAGUUCUAAUUGCUUUAUGAUUUCAAAUUCUAGCCACUACGUUCUGCAGGAGUUCUAAUUGCUUUAUGAUUUCAAAUUC